Messenger RNA from Glycine soja, 1352 nucleotides. RefSeq names its product RWD domain-containing protein 1-like. NCBI's taxonomy places the organism in Eukaryota, Viridiplantae, Streptophyta, Magnoliopsida, Fabales, Fabaceae. The transcript has 11 exons. The record is from RefSeq and is a predicted model, not a curated record. Gene Ontology annotation, biological process: cytoplasmic translation. Gene Ontology annotation, molecular function: protein binding. Bases 191 to 955 code for a protein of 254 amino acids.
AUAAAGAAAAGAAAAAAAAAAGAGUUUGAAUCGCAUUCAUGUUGGAAUGAAUCGAAAUUACGGCUUACUUGUCAAAACGUAGUGUUUCAGUGGUUAGGUCUUCCCUUCCCACUGUUGCCCUGACACCGCCUUGCUAAUCCCAUCCUCCCUCUUUCUCUCUCUACAUUUUAAUAGGAAUCAAUUUCCAACCAUGACGGACUACAAACAAGAACAGGAUAUGGAGAUUGAAGCAUUAGAAGCUAUACUCAUGGAUGAGUUCAAAGAAAUACACUCUGGUGAAAGUGGCCUAAGUACUUCCAAUCGGUGCUUCCAAAUAAAGGUUGUUGCGCAGGAUGACGAUGAAGAUGGGCCAAUAACUAAUCCAGCACAACUGGCUUUGAUCUUUUCACACACAGAAACAUAUCCUGAUGAACCUCCACUUUUAAAUUUGAAAAGUUUGCAAGGAAUAUCUGCUGAAGAUCUAAGGAUUUUGAAAGAAAAACUUCAACAAGAGGCAUCUGAAAAUCUUGGUAUGGCUAUGAUCUACACACUUGUUACCUCAGCUAAAGAGUGGUUGGCUGACCGGUUUUCUCAAGAUGAUGUUGGGAGUACUGAAGCAGAAGAAGCAGCCAAAGAUGAUGUAGUGAUACCCCACGGGGAACCAGUUACCGUUGAAACAUUUUUGGCAUGGAGAGAAAGGUUUGAAGCUGAACUAGCAUUGGAACUAGCCAAGCUAAUGCCAGAGUCUGUGCUCACAGCUCCUAAGGAAAAGAAGCUCAGUGGUAGACAGUGGUUUGAAAGUGGAAGAGUGAAAGGUGUGGCUGCUGUCGCUGAGGAAUCUGAUGUGGAGGAUGAGGAAGAUAUUGACUUUGAUGAAGAUGAUUUUGAAGCAGAUGAUGAAGAAGAGGAUAUGCUUGAGCAUUAUCUGGCCGAAAAAUCAGAUUUAUCCACACAUUCUUCUAUGAGGGCUAGUUAAAUUGAAUAUGUCACAUACCAGGCAGAGUUUUACAGUAUGCCUCGCUGACUUUGUGGGAGUUUUUGCCAUCUUUCUAAGACUGGAGGAUUUGGUUUUAUGAUAUUAUCGAAGAUACAAUACAGAAGUGUUUGAUGUGUGAUAUUGUAUUUCACUUAAACACUGUUUCAUAUAAAAGAAAUAUCUUUUAUUUGUAGUCAUCAUCCUUGAAUUGCUUGAAAUCAGUAACUUAGGGUAGACAACUCAAUUUGAAGUAGAAGAAAUAAGAUGGUUUUGUUUCAUUAUGAAUGUGUGUAUCUAUGCAGAAGUGUUUUGUAAAAAACUAAAAGAAUACUCUUCUGCCUUUUUGACCUUUCUAAUCGAGUGUAGAGAUGUCUGAAUUUGAAUCCAUUCAAGUUUA